AUGGCGACUCCCGCGCCGCUCCUCCGCCCCGCCUUCCGCCCCGCCUUCCGCCCCGUCCUCCGCCCCGCCCUUCGCCCCGCCCUUCGCCCCGCCCUCCAAGCGCCUCGCCUUGCAUCCAACACACGGCACUUCCUCCCCAACAUCUUCUCGCCCCUCGCCUCGACCUCGGAAAUCCAGACCCUCCGCGCCUCGCGCACCCUGCCCUACCCCAGCGCGCCCAUCUACUCCAUCAUCGCCGACGUGCCCUCGUACGCCUCUUUCCUGCCCUACUGCCAGCGCUCCACCAUCACCCAUUGGUCCGCCCCCGACGCUGUGACGGGCCGCCGCUGGCCAAGCAUUGGCAUCUUGACGAGCGGCUUCGGGAACCUGACCGAGAGCUUCACGUCGCGCAUCUACUGCGUGCCGGGCAAGGUCGUCGAGAGCGUCGGGGGGGACACGUCCACCUCGCUGUCCGCAGACCAGAUAGCCCACCACCUAGACGACGCGGGCCGGGCCGCCGAAGCGCGCGUCAAGACCGAGGGCAGCGAGGGCCUGCUGACCCACUUGCGGAGUCAAUGGACGGUCGAGGCGCUGGGCGAGAGCGAGACGCGCAUCGAGAUUGCGCUCGAGUUUGCCUUUGCGAACCCCCUGUACGCGGCGCUGAGCGGCGGUGCUGCCCCCAAGGUGGCCGAGGCGAUGGUGAAGGCGUUUGAGGAGAGGGUGAGGGUGUUGUUGAGGGAGAACCCAGACAUGGCCACGGCAAAGCUGGAGGAGCUGGACGGGAGUCGACUGAAGAAGUGA
This is a messenger RNA of Ascochyta rabiei, 780 nucleotides long. RefSeq names its product Coenzyme Q-binding protein coq10, mitochondrial. Gene Ontology annotation, molecular function: ubiquinone binding. Gene Ontology annotation, biological process: cellular respiration; ubiquinone biosynthetic process. Lineage: Eukaryota; Fungi; Ascomycota; Dothideomycetes; Pleosporales; Didymellaceae. The record is from RefSeq and is a predicted model, not a curated record. The coding region runs from base 1 to 780 and encodes 259 amino acids. The transcript has a single exon. Gene Ontology annotation, cellular component: mitochondrion.